This is a messenger RNA of Talaromyces rugulosus, 1047 nucleotides long. RefSeq lists its product as uncharacterized. Lineage: Eukaryota; Fungi; Ascomycota; Eurotiomycetes; Eurotiales; Trichocomaceae. The coding region runs from base 1 to 1047 and encodes 348 amino acids. The record is from RefSeq and is a predicted model, not a curated record. The transcript has 3 exons. Gene Ontology annotation, molecular function: methyltransferase activity.
AUGACCAACACUAAUCAGCCGUCCUCGCGAAGCCGGGGGCGACCGGCGAUACCGCAUGAUCAUCCCGCGAUUCAGAUAGACCAUGGCGAUGGCGAUGGCGACUCCGAUUCCGCGUACGAGGGCUCAGUCACAUCGACAAGCAUGUCGCUACGCUCCUCGAUUUUGGACUACGAGUACGAGAAUGGCCGUCGGUACCAUGCCUACAAGGCCGGCGAAUACGUCCUCCCCAACGAUGAAGCCGAGCAGAACCGCUUGGAUCUGCAGCACCAUGUUUACAGACUCUGUCUCUCCGGCAGGAUAUACCGCGCGCCCAUCAGGAAUCCGCAACGGGUACUGGAUAUUGGCACCGGCACUGGCAUCUGGGCCGUCGAGUUUGCUGAUGAGUGUCCCGAGGCGGUUGUCAUUGGGACCGAUCUGUCGCCCAUCCAGCCACACUUUGUCCCACCCAAUCUGAAAUUUUACAUUGACGACUUUGAGCAACCCUGGGAAUUUGGUGAAGACGAGAAAUUCGACAUGAUCCAUUGGCGUUCGUUGUGUGGCAGUACUGGGGAUUGGCCCAAGCUAUACAAACAGGCAUACGAAAAUUUGAAACCAGGCGGGUAUUUGGAAGUGCAAGAGUACGACGCCUGGAUAUUUAGUGACGACGACAAGCCGCUCGCCAAGGCUCCAUGGACCCUGGAUUGGGUGACCACAUUGUCAGAGCUCAGUGAUCAGUUCCAGAAGCCGCUGAACGUGGGUCGGUUGCAGAAGCAGUGGAUGGUGGAAGCCGGAUUUGAAGGGGUGGAUGAACUGAUCAUGAAGGUGCCAAUCGGGACUUGGGCGAAAGAUGCGAAGCUCAAAGAGAUCGGCACCUUUGAGCGCGUCCACAUGACCGAAUCUGUUGAGGCGCAUUCUAUGGCUCUCUUCACGCGAGUCCUGGGUUACACCCUCGACCAGGCAAAUGUGCUGUUUUCCAUGGUACGCAAGGACUUGAAUGAUAGAAGUCUGCACUUGUAUACCGUCUAUAGGUUCCUCUAUGGCAGACGACCAGAGUCUGACCAAUUAUGA